Molecule: messenger RNA, 1214 nt
Organism: Solea solea (common sole)
Lineage: Eukaryota; Metazoa; Chordata; Actinopteri; Pleuronectiformes; Soleidae
Gene: nr0b2a
Product: nuclear receptor subfamily 0, group B, member 2a
Exons: 2
Coding region: 116-892 (258 amino acids)
Biological process (GO): circadian rhythm; negative regulation of transcription by RNA polymerase II
Cellular component (GO): nucleus; cytoplasm
Molecular function (GO): transcription factor binding; transcription corepressor activity
Source: RefSeq, a predicted model, not a curated record
UGGGUUGGCCUCAUAAAUACAGGGACAGUGCUGGUAGCAGCAGCAGUAACACUCGGAAGCUCUUUGUGCGAGAGGACAAUUACAUUCGACUACGUAGAUCUCCAAGGCUGAUAGAAUGGAUACCGGGUGUCACUGUUCAACUAACGGUGACAGGCUUUCAAACCCUAUUCUCUACAACAUCCUGAGCCAAAUGGAUAACAGCCAAUUCAAUCAAACCAGUUUCAAUUACACUUCUGUGCCUCAUAGAUGCAACUGUGAGCUGCGGCGGACUGUGUGCCUGAAAAGGCCAGUUGAGAUUUGUAAAGAAGCUUCAGCAGUUCUGGUUAAGACAAUCCAUUUCAUGAAGAACCUACCUGCUUUCAACCAGCUGCCACCAGACGACCAGUUCUCGCUCCUGAAAAGCUGCUGGGCGCCGCUCUUCAUCCUGGGUCUGGCCCAGGAGCAUGUGGACUUUGAGGUGACUGACACCGCUGCUGACAGCAUGCUGAAAAAGAUUCUGCUCAACCGUCAGGAGAGUCCAGAGACGGAAAGAGAGCAGCCAACCAUCGGGGGUGUCAGCAAACUCAAGUCCUGCCUAAAAAAGUUCUGGAGUUUGGAUCUGAGUCCAAAGGAGUAUGCAUACCUCAAAGGCACCACAAUAUUCAAUCCAGAUGUUCCAGAUAUGAAGGCAGCGCGGUUUGUUGAAGGCUUGCAACAGGAGGCUCAGCACGCCCUCAGUGAGGUGGUCCAGCUCACCCACCCAGGAGACCAGGAGCGCUUUGCUCGAAUCCUGCUCACAGCCUCCACCCUGCAGAGCAUCACACCCAGUCUCAUCACUGAACUCUUCUUCCGGCCUGUGAUCGGCCAGGCCGACCUGCUGGAGCUGCUGGUGGACAUGCUCUUCUGCAGAUAGACGAGCAGGGACUUUGUGCACUGCUCCUGAAAACAGUGGUUAUGUUUUGUUGAGCAGCCUCAGCGAUGUUGCCCUCAGAAAAAGAAGGAAGGGCUCACAGCAAAGCAAAAAAAAACAAAAACUAUGUGAAUAAGUGAACUGGAAAGAAGUCAUUUCUUAUCAUCACACUGACGCUGAGGUCACUUUAGGCAAGAAUUUAUGUGCAAAGACUGAACUGAACCCACUGUUCAUAUGCUGUGUCUUUUUGUUUUGUUGUAUAUAAGAUUUGUCUGCAUUAACAGAACCUGUCAAAUAAAUAUAUAUUUUUGUACAUGAACAUAAA